Molecule: messenger RNA, 1398 nt
Organism: Rhagoletis pomonella (apple maggot)
Lineage: Eukaryota; Metazoa; Arthropoda; Insecta; Diptera; Tephritidae
Product: RNA exonuclease 4
Exons: 2
Coding region: 231-1229 (332 amino acids)
Biological process (GO): rRNA processing
Cellular component (GO): nucleus
Molecular function (GO): 3'-5' exonuclease activity; nucleic acid binding
Source: RefSeq, a predicted model, not a curated record
UUGAUGCGAUGUGGCAUCGCUAACAAAAUAAAAAGUAUUUUUGUGAACUGUCAAAUUUCUAUACUUUCAAUUUUACUUUAGUUUUUAGUUUAACUUUUAAAUACUGAAAACUACAAUACUAAGAAAAUCGUUGAAUAUAAAAUUGUAAGCGUUCCCAAGUAAACAAAUUCGAAAUUCCAAAAUCCAUUUAACAAAAACUUGAUUGACGUGGGGUAAUAGAAAAGCCAGCGAUGCCCCAACAUUACAAACUGCAACAACAAAGUAGUCAAAAUAGUGCAUCUGAUAAUGGCAAAAAGAGAAGUGCAGGAAAAAACAUGGCUGAGUCCGAUCAGAAAAACCAAAAGCGGGGGUUGUGGAGGGGAGGAGGAACUGGCGAUGCCGGGGUACUAAGGCAGCAGCACAACUCUCAACCGGAUCAGUUAUUGCAUGUAACAAAAGAAAUAGCCAAUCAGUCAAACAGUAAAAUCCAAGAAAAUCUCUCAAACAUGUGCAUGGAGCAGCUACAGCUACAAAUGCAAACGAUUUUAUCGUUUAACCAAAUCCCGCUGGCCUCUGCAAGCAAUACCAAUUCGGAAUCCCAUCAGAGUUACCGUCGGGGCUGGCUGGAACAGCAGGGGGAAUCUAAUGAUUUGUUACAAACCGACCAGCGAAAUUCCGAAAAUAAUCAUCCGCUGAGCAAGUCUGCACGUUUACGCCAGAAACGUAGAGCUGCUCAAAUAAAUAGAUACGUUGCUAUUGAUUGUGAAAUGGUGGGGGUGGGUCACAACGGACAGGAUGAUAUGCUAGCACGAGUAUCCAUCGUAAAUAGACAGGGCAAAGUUCUGUUAGAUAAAUUUGUUAAACCAUGGAAUAAAGUAACGGAUUACAGAACAAGCAUUUCCGGCAUAAGGCCUGAGGACAUCCAAGACGGUGAUGAUUUUCAUUUAGUUCAGGAUCAGGUUGUUGAACUUCUUCAGGGAAAAAUCCUGGUGGGACAUGCCAUACGCAACGAUUUGGCUGUGUUACACAUCAAACAUCCGUUCAAAAAUAUACGCGACACUGCCCGGUACAAACCUCUUUGCCGUCUAGUUUCUAACGGCCGAACACCAAGCCUUAAACAUCUUAGCCAAGUUAUUUUGGGAAUGGAAAUACAAGUAGGAGAACAUAACUCCGUGGAAGAUGCACGUGCGGCCAUGAAAAUAUAUAAUCGACUCCGGACCGACUGGGAAAGAUAUAUACAAAAACAAUAGAGGCAAAACAAAUAGAGAAAGUGUGUUCCAAGAAGCUCAUUAACAUGUGCCGAUUUAUUUUUUACGUGUACACCUAAUACCGAUUAAGUAACUUAGGUGUAAGUAGCUCAAAUGCACCCCGACAGAGAAAAAAAAUUAAAUAAAUCAAAAAGUAAUACAAAAAACAUAA